UAACAGCUGACUUUGUACUUGAACGUGUUCUUUCAGCUUGUAUUUUGAGUGAAAAAGUUGAGUUUCGCAAGAGAGACAUAAAUUUUUGAUUUUAAAUAUAUCAAUAUAUAAAAAUGCUCAUAAAAACAGCAGUUAUAAAUGGAGAUCAGCAUAUCUUCACAUGCUUUGAGGUCGGAGUUGAUGAAACUCUCACGUUUUACCUGCACAAUCCGGGCAUGAAUUUGACUUACUCGGAGACCUUACCGAAAUAUCUAUUCCAGGAGCGUUUGAAGAAGUUAAAUGCUCGUGUUAAGUUCCCCGAGGACUUGGUGCGUUUGGCUUUGGUAACGGAAGAACCUCUACAUGCCGAAAUGUGCAAUGUUAGCCCGGUUGUUCUGAAACUUAAAUAUUCCAUUAUCGAUGCUGCAGUUUCUCUAAAGUGGAACUGGUUAGUGAGUCCUAUGGACAGUUCCGAGUUCUUUCGCCAAAUCUGCAUUGAUGUAAUGGCAACGGCUGGAGGAUUACGAGAGCAAGUCACCGUUUUGACUGGGCUCCUAAGGGCCAAGGAUAAAGAGCUAAAUAAGUAUAACUUCGAGAAUGGCAAAUCCAUUGCUGAAAGGAAUUCGUUCGACGUUGAGGCUUUUAAUAAAUGCCACCAGGAAUUACUGGCCAAUGCCGCUGCCUAUUCAAAAGUGAGGGAUGUGUUUGAAGACGAAGUUCCCUCACUAAUAUGCAAGACCCCCUUAACUGGCUCCACACUCUCCCCCGUCACACCCAGCCCAAAAACACCUCCACGCUCAAGGAAGCGCAAGCUCCUUGAAAGCAAAAUCAAUCAUAUGGAGCGAAAGGUGAUGCAGCGUCUUGCCAACUCACAAUCCUCAAACCUCAUCCAGUACAAAAACUCACAGAGUUCGCAAGAAAUGAACUGCGAUGACUAUUUUGAAGAGAUACAACCAAGAGAUCAGAAAGGUGCUAUAUUAGAUGAUGUUAAACCCUCGACAUCGACGCGACAAAGCUUGAAAAAGAGUACCAAUCCAGUUGAAAGCGAUGGAAAUAAUUGUGUCCUUCCCCAAGCCGGCGCAUCCCACUCAAAAGCUGCUGUGCUGAACGAAUCUCCGAAGGAUAAGUGUGAGACUGAAGAAGAAAUGAUGUCAACGCCCGACACUUUACGAACAAUCGCAGAUCUCACUGAGACUCCUCGAGAAGUAUUUAAUUUUAAAAUAACCGUUUCUGAUAGCCCUGAAACUCCGGAAGACAAAAGGGUAACAGAACAGGAAACUGAGCCACCGGAGGAGCUCACUGAACUGGAAGAGAUUCGGGCCAUAUUAGAUCGUGCUUCUGCUAUUACCAAAAAAGUCAUUGAAAAGCAUAACAAUAACAAAAAAGAGGAGCAUGGCAAUACUUGCACUCUAAAUGGUGAUGAAAGCGAUGAAAGCUAUGAUUAAACUGAAUUCCAUAAUUAUUAUAUUUUAUCUAUAAAAGAUAAAAGCUGACUAUAAAUCUCCAGUGAUAACAUAUAUUACUAAUAUAAUUUUCUGCCAAAGAUGUAAAGAUUAAGUUCCGUCAACAAUCAAUCAAAAGCGGAAAAUUUGAUCCUAAUUCAAGGGGUUAGAAAAAGAAGAAGAUCCUUACCCUAUAUUCGUAGAGUGAAUCCGAAUACUUAUAUAUAGAAGGCUUAUCACUGACGUGCACACUGAAUGAUAUCCACUUGUACCUGUUUAAUGGCUGGAAAAUCCGAUUAGUCACGGUUUUAUAAUGAAAACGCCGCCAUGUUAUGGAUAUUUACUUUUUUUUUUUUUUAACAAAUAUUUUCUACUUAAACUGUUGAUAUUUUUGUUACACUUUUGAUAUACCAAAAACUGGUUAAAACAAAAAUAAAAUACAAAUAAAAAAGAGA
Messenger RNA from Drosophila eugracilis, 1876 nucleotides. RefSeq lists its product as uncharacterized. Bases 114 to 1424 code for a protein of 436 amino acids. The transcript is spliced from 5 exons. The record is from RefSeq and is a predicted model, not a curated record. NCBI's taxonomy places the organism in Eukaryota, Metazoa, Arthropoda, Insecta, Diptera, Drosophilidae.